AUGGGGAAGAAGAAGCCGGCAUUGAAGCGUGUCGAGCGGGGCGUCGCUACGACUUCUGUGCCAUCUAAAAAGGUCGAAAAGGACACUCCAGAGGAUUCCGAUCAGAUUGUAGAGGAGAAAGUCUCAGAACUGAAUGUCCAGGAGGGCGGUUUGCCAUCUAAGACUUCGCCACUGGCAGAUUCAAGGGACAAGAUUGAGACCAACCCACAGUCGGAAGCUUGGGAGGUAGCAGAAAGCUCGGAGCAAGUGGGAUUACAGGCGGUUGUGGACAGACUGCAGGCUAAGGCAAACAGGGAUGUGGAGCAGAUCAUCAAGGCAAUCGAGUUCGACAGCCGUCUAGCCAGGUCUUUUCAAAAGCUGGAGGCCAACUCCGACAUUAGAGAUCGUAUCCUAGACUUUGCUUUGGAGGAGGAAAAUGGUAGUAAUUACCGUAAGAAUUCUCGCCCAGAAGCGAUUGGAGAUCGAGAGCUUUCAACAGCAUACUCCAGCUUUCGUGUGCUUCGCUACUUAGGCAUCAGCGAAUCCCGAGCAUGGGAAUGCAUUUCAAAGGUCUCUCCAUUGGGCAAUUGGGAGGACUGUCUUGAUUGGGUCUGGCUGCACUGUACCGAAGAUGAAUGUCUAGGUCGGGGUGAAUUCGCGCAGACAGCGCCGAGUCUUGAAGAGCGUCUGGAUACCCCACUCGUCCCCGAAGUUGUAUCUACAGAAGAGCUCAAACAGUCUCAACAAUCCGUCGCUACGGAGAGCACGUCUCAAAUCAAGUCUUCAAUCUCGACUCCGUCCCGAGAACCGACGUCUUUGUUCAGGUCUGCUGAAGAAUCCUCUGACGAGGAGGUCGACCUUGACCCUGCUGCUAUCAACAGAAAAUGGGCUAUGAAGCGUAUAGAGCUGGAUGACGCCAAGUCGCAGCAAAAGUUCAAGUCGGAAAGUGCUGCAGUGAAGGAGAUCAAAUCUGAACUCCAGUCUUUGGAAGGCGAGUAUCUCUUCAAUCGCAAAGAAGCAGAAACCAUUUAUCGCACAAUGAGAGAUCAGAUGCGAGCCGACAAGAUCCGAGAUCGUCUUAAAGGGCCUGCCGACAACUCCCCUGUAAGGAGUAGAUCAAAACCCACGAAAGACGAAUCACACGCUCUCAAACCGACCUCACCUUCAAUCCAAAACGACGAAGAAGAUCUAUUCGGUAACAUGUUGGACAUUCCACCAGAUCCCAUCGACGGUGACGGACCUCAAGCCAACACUACAAUUACAAUACGAUCCAUGCCCUUGCCAGGUCUGCCCGAUUUUGCGGCGACCAGUCCGAAAUCGAUGUUACGGGACGCCAUGAAGCAGAUUUCAGGCGGUUCUCGAGCUGUCAGGGCAGGUAUAGAGGUUCGAUUUUCCACAAACCAUCUCCGGGUCUGGCGAAUGAACGACAUUGCAUGCGAGAAUCGUCUGGAGGCAGAGAAUUUCAUCGCCUUGAUCGCCCUGCAUGAGUUAUACGCCAGCGGCCAGCUAGAUCAGCCUAAUUGGCGAGUUAUGCCUCCCGCAUACCGCGAUCUUUGGGACGAGCUCGAGAUUCCUCACCAAAUCAAGCAGAAGAGCAAGGAUCGGGAAUUGUGGAAGAAAAUCCGAAGCACUCUGGAGGCUAUUCCUGUCGCCUCUCAAGAACAACAAGGGCCGAAAAUCGACGGCGAUAAUACAGUCGCGGCCAAGGUAACGCCAAAGUCUAUGCCACUUGCUCGUUCGGUACACGAAAGCGUCAAGGCUGAUUUCGAGGCACGCGUUCAAAGCUCGAAAUACCAAGACAUGUUGACACAACGAAAUACUUUGCCCAUCGCAGCAUACAGGGAGGAGAUCCUGCGAACAAUUGAUUCAUCGCGGGUUUCCAUACUCUCAGGUGAUACUGGCUGUGGUAAAUCGACUCAGCUUCCUUCUUUCAUCCUGGAACGGGAGCUCGCGGCUGGUCGCGAGUGUAAGAUCAUCGUGACAGAGCCUCGCCGGAUCAGUGCCAUCUCCUUGGCGAACCGUGUCUCUAUCGAGCUGGGAGAUGCCCCAGGCGCUGUGGAAAGCGGGAAUUCUAUCGUCGGAUACUCCAUUCGCUUAGAGUCCAAAAUUUCGGCAAAGACUCGUCUAGCAUUCGUCACUAAUGGUAUAGCCUUGCGAAUGCUGGAGAAUAGUCAAGCAGGUGGAGGACCCAUGGCGUUCGAUGAUGUUACACACAUCGUCGUUGACGAGGUCCAUGAACGAUCUAUAGAAUCUGAUUUCCUUCUGAUCGCUCUUCAGACACUCGUGCACACCCGCAAAGAUCUAAAGAUCAUCCUUAUGUCCGCCACUCUGGAUGCGGAGAAACUGUCCAAUUACUUUGGUGGAUGCCCCUAUCUAUCUGUGCCAGGCCGGACAUUCCCGGUGCAAGUCAACUUUCUCGAGGACGCGGUGGAGCUCUGUGGUUGGCGGAUUGAUGAGAACAGUCAAUAUGCAAUCAGGCAUCGGAAUUUCAAGACGGGUACCAAGCAGCUGGAAUGGACAGAGGAUGGGGCGAGAUCAGAUGGUGAUGAUCAGCCCGACGAUCAAGAGGAUCCAACAAAGCUCUCGUCCAGCAAGUACAGUCCUGGGACAGUUCACACGGUCAACUUGCUCGACUCUCGACAGAUUCCUUACGAUCUCAUCGUCCUCCUGCUGGAACAAAUUUGUUUUGGCUCCCCAGAUCUUUCUCCCUAUUCUGCGGCCAUCCUCGUCUUCCUGCCAGGUAUCGCAGAGAUCCGUAGACUCAACGAAAUGAUUGGUGCUCAUCCAUCUUUCAACAUGGCUGAUUUUGUAAUAUACCCUCUCCACUCCACCAUUUCGUCCGAAGGACAAAGCGCUGUGUUCGAUAUACCACCACCUGGAGUUCGAAAGAUUGUCCUCUCUACCAACAUUGCAGAGACAGGAGUUACCAUCCCCGACAUCACUUGUGUCAUCGAUUCAGGCAAGCAUCGGGAGAUGCGAUUUGAUGAGAAACGACAGCUAUCACGCCUCAUCGAGACAUACAUUUCAAGGAGUAAUGCCAAGCAGAGAAGGGGACGAGCAGGUCGAAUGGCCGAACAUCCUGUUCCUGAGAUGCUUCGAUUAUCUCUACAAGAUCUGGCUCUUCGGAUCAAGAUUCUUGACUUUGGACUCGGCAACUCAAUCGAGAGUGUCCUUCUCCAGGCCUUGGAUCCACCAACCUCCAUCAACAUCCAAAGAGCCAUUGCUGCUCUCGUAGAGGUCAAGGCUCUCAAUAACUCCGAGGCGAUCACGCCUCUGGGACGACUACUAAGCAAGCUACCAACUGAUGUUCAUCUUGGCAAAUUUCUCUUGCUCGCUUGCCUCUACAAAUGUCUGGACCCUGCUCUCACGAUCGUGGCCGCACUAAACGGCAAAAGUCCCUUCAUCACCCCCUUCGGACACGAGAGUGCGGCGGACGCUGCAAAAGCGGCGUUUUCCGUUGGCGACAGCGACUUUCUGACUCUGGCCAACGUCUUUGACAGCUGGAGGCGCGUCUCCUCCAGUCAAGAAAAUAUCAGGGUCUUCUGUCGCGGGAACUAUCUAUCUCAGCAAAAUCUACAACAAAUCGAGGAGUCUCGUCGUCAAUUGUUGUCAUAUUUGGUUGACUCUGGCUUCGUUGAUGUUACGCUCACACAGCGCAAAGACUUGGACAACGCCCGUUUUGGACGCGGAUACCGCACGCAAUUUGUCACUGUGCCUGAACAGUUGAACGAAAACGCUGGUCAUAAAGCCAUCAUCAGUUCAGUCCUUGCGGCCGGUCUGUAUCCUAGAAUCCUGACUCGCGACGGGAAAGCCUCCUUCAAGAGUAUCAACAAUCAACAGAUUAUUUUCAUCCAUCCAACGUCUGUCAAUCGGCGUCUUGAAGCUUCGGCCCUCAGGGCUUCGCACAUGGUUUACUACACUAUCAUGAAGUCGAAGACUCUGUAUGCAUGGGAAACCGGUCCUGUCUCAAAUCUUGCGCUGGCCAUUCUCUGUGGUGAUCAAGCGGACGUUAGGCUGGCGGCAGGCUCUUUGCAAAUCGAUCGCAAGGUGAAAUAUCACACAGACAGCAAGUCCGCCCUGGCAAUCAAGCUUGUGCGUCGAAAUCUUGCAUCGUCAACGGCAAAGCGAUUCCGCGGCGUCGCAUUGACUCCGGCGCAAAGGAAAUGGUUCGAAAUGGGUUUAGAGUGGUUGAGGAGCAUAGAAAGUACAUAG
This is a messenger RNA of Kockovaella imperatae, 4191 nucleotides long. Its product is annotated as P-loop containing nucleoside triphosphate hydrolase protein. The transcript has 10 exons. Bases 1 to 4191 code for a protein of 1396 amino acids. Gene Ontology annotation, molecular function: RNA binding; ATP binding. The record is from RefSeq and is a predicted model, not a curated record. Gene Ontology annotation, cellular component: intracellular anatomical structure. Lineage: Eukaryota; Fungi; Basidiomycota; Tremellomycetes; Tremellales; Cuniculitremaceae.